Messenger RNA from Musa acuminata AAA Group (dessert banana), 351 nucleotides. RefSeq names its product UDP-glucuronate 4-epimerase 4-like. Lineage: Eukaryota; Viridiplantae; Streptophyta; Magnoliopsida; Zingiberales; Musaceae. The coding region runs from base 1 to 351 and encodes 116 amino acids. The transcript has a single exon. The record is from RefSeq and is a predicted model, not a curated record.
AUGCAUAAAGUCUUCCUCCUCCGUGUACGGCCUCAAACACCGAAGCCCCCUUCUCCGAGCUCCAUCCGCCACCAAGAAGGCCGGAGAGGCCAUAGGCCCACGCUUCACUGCAACCACAUCUACGGCAUCUCCGUCUCCCUCACCGUCUACGGCCCCUGGGACCGCCCCGACAUGGCAUACUUCUCCUUCACCGAGAGCAUCCCCUCCGAGAAGCCCAUCACCCUCUUCCGCAUGCCCGACGGCACCGCCGUGCAACGAGAUUUCACCUACAUCGACGAUGUCGUCGUCAAGGGUUGCCUCUGCGCCCUCAACACCGCCGAGAAGCGAGGCCCUGCACAGCUGAGAAUAUAA